Tetrapisispora phaffii CBS 4417 is the source of this 762-nucleotide messenger RNA. RefSeq names its product rRNA-processing protein UTP11 (gene UTP11). Gene Ontology annotation, cellular component: small-subunit processome; nucleolus. Gene Ontology annotation, biological process: rRNA processing. NCBI's taxonomy places the organism in Eukaryota, Fungi, Ascomycota, Saccharomycetes, Saccharomycetales, Saccharomycetaceae. The coding region runs from base 1 to 762 and encodes 253 amino acids. The transcript has a single exon. The record is from RefSeq and is a predicted model, not a curated record.
AUGGCUAAACUAGUUCACAAUAUCCAGAAAAAGCAACAUAGAGAGAGAUCACAGUUGUCAAGUAGAAACAGACUUGGUCUGUUGGAAAAACACAAAGAUUAUGUGAAGAGAGCAACCGAUUACCACAAGAAGGAGAAAACCAUUAAAUAUUUAAAAGAGAAAGUAAAAAGUCGCAACAAAGAUGAAUAUUACCAUGGUAUGCAUAAUGCUAAAAAAGAUUCAAAAACAAAUUUGUUAAUAUCAAAUAGAUAUGGUAAAGGCAUUGAUGAAACUUUAACUGCUGACCAAGUGAAGUUAUUGAAAACUCAGGACUCAAACUAUAUCAGAACUCUGAGACAGUCUGAAUUAUCAAAAGUUAAUAAGCUCUCUAAGAACUUAACAUUCUCUAACAAUUCAACCAACCAACAUAAAAUUUUUGUGGAGUCAAAUUCUGAGAUGAAAAAUUUCAAGCCAGAAGUUUACUUCAAUACUAGUACUGAAUUAUUAAACAGAAAGGAAAAUAGAUUAACAAAUGACCAGUUACAUGAUCUAAAGAAUAAUAAUAAUACAAUGAGUGAUGAAGUUCAAAAACAUAUCCUUAAAAAGAAAUUGAAACACUUUAGGAACGUGAAAAGCCAUAUGGAGAGAGAAGUUAAAUUGAAAGAAAUCGAAUCAAGAAUGAAUUUGCAGAGAGAAGUAAUGAAGAAUGGAUCUAAAAAGAAGAUUACUGAUGCGAAAACUGGUGCUAUUUCAUUUAAAUGGAAAAAACAACGUAAACGUUAA